Molecule: messenger RNA, 699 nt
Organism: Emericellopsis atlantica
Lineage: Eukaryota; Fungi; Ascomycota; Sordariomycetes; Hypocreales; Bionectriaceae
Product: RlpA-like double-psi beta-barrel-protein domain-containing protein-containing protein
Exons: 2
Coding region: 1-699 (232 amino acids)
Biological process (GO): carbohydrate metabolic process
Molecular function (GO): cellulase activity
Source: RefSeq, a predicted model, not a curated record
AUGUCCCCUUCCAUCAUCAAGACCGCCCUUCUCGUGGCCUCUGCCACCGCCCCCGUUCUAGCCGCCUCUGGCAGUGGCAAGACGACCCGUUACUGGGACUGCUGCAAGCCUUCCUGCGCAUGGCCUGGAAAGGCGGCAGUCAGCUCUCCAGUCGCCAUGUGCGACGCCCAGUGGAACCCUCUCAACAACCCUUCUGCUAGAAGCGGCUGCGAUGGCGGCAACGCCUUCACUUGUGCCACUUACUCGCCUUGGGCUGUUGAUGACAACCUCGCCUAUGGCUUCGCGGCAACUGCAAUCUCGGGCGGAUCUGAGUCAUCCUGGUGCUGCGCCUGUUACCGUCUCACCUUCACCUCUGGGCCAGUUGCUGGCAAGAGCAUGGUUGUGCAGUCGACGAACACGGGCGGUGACCUCGGCAACAACCACUUUGAUAUCCUCAUGCCCGGUGGCGGUGUCGGCCUCUUUGACGGCUGCACUCCGCAAUUUGGCGGUCUCCCUGGCGCCCAGUACGGCGGGAUCAGCUCUCGCGAUGAGUGCAAUAGCUUCCCUGAACCGCUGAAAGAGGGCUGCUUCUGGCGCUUUGACUGGUUCCAGAACGCUGACAACCCAGAUAUUCAGUUCGAGCAAGUACAGUGCCCUGCUGAGCUCCUCAACGUAUCUGGAUGUAAGCGCAAUGACGAUGGUAACUUCCCCGCUGCUUAA